Molecule: messenger RNA, 2459 nt
Organism: Blastomyces gilchristii SLH14081
Lineage: Eukaryota; Fungi; Ascomycota; Eurotiomycetes; Onygenales; Ajellomycetaceae
Exons: 1
Coding region: 1804-2199 (131 amino acids)
Source: RefSeq, a predicted model, not a curated record
UGUCUAUCCAUGGCGCCCGUGUGCCUGAUUACUCGGUUUUUUAUUUUUAUUUUUAUUUUAUUUAUUUAUUUAUUUAUUUAAAUUUUUGCUCAGUUUGAUCAGGGGACCCUUCGUUUGUUGAAGAGUUUCAAGAACGGACAAUGUUAUCAUGCCGACGUUGAUGAUGCCGUUAGUUUCAAAACACCAGAUGAUUAGUGACAUCAUGUCAUGGGAGGAAGGGGGAGCGUUUCGAAACGUGCUCAUGGCUCAUCUGAGGAGAGAAACCAAGACGCGCUCACGAUGGAGUAGAGUCGGUUAUGCUUGGGCAAAGUUGGGGAGGAAGGAUGGCACGGGCGGGCGGUUGGCAAUAAGAUCCAAGACCUGUCGUCGCGUGCCAACAUUUUAAACUAUACCAGGUUAAGGCUUCAGGGUGGGUGUUUGACAUUCAUAGGGCAUUUAUUCUCGAACUUGUUCUCCAUAUGUAAAGUUGACUGACGAACAGUUUGGCUGAGUUGAAUCAUAUCAUUCAUGCAUGUAUGUCCGGUUAUUUGUACAAACCAUAUAUAAGGAAAAGCAAAGGGGAUAUGUAAGAAAAUGGUCUAAAGAAGGGAAACCCGAAAAUUGCCUCCUCCACCUAUGAAUCGAACCCUCGGUCAUGUGUUAUCAUCCAUGUUCCCUUCCUCAGCUCAAAAUCUCCCCACCACUAGCCGACCCUUUAGGUACAAUAGGAAUCAAUGAUGGCCAAGCCAAUGAUUUCCGCCGCAAGUUUCUGCAGCUUCUUGUAAUAGUUCUUCUUCUUCCGGCUUCCCUUUCCGCGGCUAAGUAGUAGCUUUGCAGCGUUCUUGUAACCACCAACCUCGUCAAUGGUCUCCUUGAGCUUCUUUAGUUUCCUCAACUUGCCCAGCUUAGCUAUGACGGCGUAGUUCUCAACGAUAAAGUAGGCAAUAGCACCAGCGCACUUGGUGACACUCCAUACAUCAUCCCACCAACGGGCGGUAAUCGCUUUCGAGUGGCCCUUAUGUUUCUUCAACCACUUCUCCGUCGCAUCGGAGCCCUGUUCAAGCACAUUAUCCGGGAUUUCGCUCAUGAGCCUGAAUGCCUCUUCGAGUUCUUGGGGGCUUAGUUGCUUGAGGUCAUACUCGUCAAUGUCGCCAUCGUCGUCGAUGUCAAAAUCGUACUUGGAGUCUCUGCCGGGCUCCGGUUCGGGAUCACGCUUGACAACGUUCUUGGUUGAGCCGAGAUUGUUGCCAUUGAAUUCGGGGAAGGUACCGAUUGUGGCAGCGUUACACCUGAGAACAGAUGAAUCACCGUGGGGAGGAGGUAGGGGAUGAGGUGAGGCAGCAUUUUCGGCUGAGUAGGCUUUUGUGCCUUUAAUGCAAUUUAGGAGUGGAAGUACUGUGUAUGUGGUACAAGGUAGGAGAUCAGAAAGGUGUUUGCCUCUUGAAGCGGGAAGGGCGAUCGCUUCUUGAUCAGCUAGGUGACUUGUCUUCUAGCUGCUGCUUCUGAUGAAAAGAUAGAGCUUUCGAGGGUGAAAGAAGCAUCCUUAUAUAGCUUUUCUCGCGAUAUUGGAGCAGAGAGUGUAGUUCUCUUCGCACCUUCUUCCCGUCCCCUGAAUUGUGAUAUCCAAAGCAGAUACGAGACUCUGCCUCAAACUAAUCCCAACUCCAAUUCCAUCUCAUGAAGCUAUUCGUGACGACAUAUAGAGGUAUCGUAUUGACCCCAUUUCUUUGCAAGGUGGACCAAUCUCCACUAAAGAAGUAGAAAUGAAAUCUCCACAACAUUCAAGAAAAAACAAAAAACAAAAAGGAAAAAAGAAAAACAAAAAUGAGAGACAUUACUCUUGAAAGUCAAAAGCAAGAAUUAACAGCGCAGCACUGCCUCGAUUAUGCAGUUCGCGUCCAUCAUAAAACAUCAUUUUUGGUGCCUGUCCCUGGACGCCGAGAAGUUGAACGGGGCUAUACUUCCAAGAUGCUCCCAUUGUUCGAUGUUCUUGAAGCAGGAAAGCUGCACCUGGCGAUGAUCGCUCUCGAUCGGGGCUCGUAUCUUGCUCAAAGAAGUAACGAUUAUCUUAAGGACAGCACCAAAAAGGGGGAUGGCCAAGGUUUUAUACGAUGGCCAGUCUUCGCGAUCGCCAAGUUCCUGCCGCUUUCGGAACAACUGAGCUUGACAAAAGCUCGAUUGGUUUGGCGGGAAGUGUUCAUGCAUGAAACAGCGUGCUAAGCGGCGCCUGCUGCCCGUAAUGUGGGGGGAUGGGAUGGAGCAUGGCACUCACUCCCCCACGAUCGCCUAUCCAAGCCACCUGGACUAACCCGAUGUGGUAGCUGACAGCAUGAUCUUGCAUCCAAGUCGAAGUUUGCAACGCGAAAAGUGGAAAAUGUAGAUAAAAAUAAGUCAGUGUAAAAUAGUAUGGCUGUCAUUUGUCAAGAAUGAUUUGAUCUUCGUUGUGUGUUCAAGCUCAUGGUGGAAUCUGUCAAUGCUCA